AUGGCGACAGUUUUUCACAAUAACUUAAGACCUAUUUUAAUUUUAUCCAAGUGUAUAGGUUUAAUUGAUAAUGCAUAUACCUUGGAACCGAAUGGAUUAUUAUUUCGGAAAAUAGACUCAACGUAUAAUAUAUUUCUAGAAAUAGCACGGAUGAUUGUGUUGUUGGUAUGCACUCACAUAUACUUUCAUCAGCUCGAACCAGUAUUUCAUUUAUUUCAAUAUAUAAAUAUAGUUAAAUUUUGGAAUAUCAUUAUUGCUGCCAGAGUAUCAACAAUAUGGAUAAUCAAAUUUAUUAAUAGCAUCAUUGAAUUCGAUCGAAAAUUUACACCACUUACAACCACGUUUUCAAUUCCGCAGUAUUCACUUAAAGGAAAAAAUUGGUAUAAGAUUUAUAUUUCGUUUAUUUUAUAUUUUAUUGGAUUAAAAAUCUUACAAGCGUAUUUCUUUCCAAUGAAGACGGUAAACAUUACUUCAUUUGUAUUCAGUUUAUUCACUCCGCCAUAUGUUAUGGAUUACGUAGUUACUAUAACUUCGUGCUUUUUUCUUCAAAACCUGUACGUCAGAUUUAAGUCAUUAAACGAUUUGUGGAAAUGUCUUCCUCCGGGAUUAGUCGCUGUUCCUGGCCAAUGGACAAACAUUGAAAUAGUGGUUUUGGUGGAAAACAUGCGGCUGAUGCACACCGAACUCUGUAAAUUGUCAAAAAAAUUUACUCAAGGAUACGGCCCAUUGCUAUUGGGUUUCUACACAUUCAGCUUUAUCUCCAUGCUUAUCGGUGAAUAUAUGAUAAUUCACGAUAGAACAAUAUUCCGCGCAGAUCCAGAAAACGAUUACAGGAUUGUAAUAUCAAUCUUAGUUCAUUUACAAAUUUUCACCUUUAUGAUGUCUAUUAUCAUUUUUGCUUCAUCUAUAGACGAAAAGCGAAUGAAAAUGAUAUCAUAUCUACGAUCAUAUCAAAUUUCUAAUUUACACCCGGACAUAAAACGACAAAUAAAAAUGUUUUUGCAACAAAUAUCAGCCAAUAAAUAUGACCAAAUUUCGGCGUUUGGAUUUUUUGAUAUCAAUUUAUUUCUUGUAACAUCCAUACUUGUCCUAUUGACAACUGGAAUAUCGACAAUGAUUCAGAUGAAAGAUCAUCCAAUAAUGUUACAAUUGAAUAAUCAAACUAAUUUUUUCUUGAAAAAAUUAGAGUUGAAAUUUUAUCAAGUAGAAUGUGAAUAA
Molecule: messenger RNA, 1218 nt
Organism: Rhopalosiphum maidis (corn leaf aphid)
Lineage: Eukaryota; Metazoa; Arthropoda; Insecta; Hemiptera; Aphididae
Exons: 6
Coding region: 1-1218 (405 amino acids)
Biological process (GO): sensory perception of taste
Cellular component (GO): membrane
Source: RefSeq, a predicted model, not a curated record